CCCAGGGUUGGGAACAGAGUUGAGAUGAAGGGGCAGAGAUGGAUAAUCGGCAAAGAAGACAGGGAGGGCGAGGAGGAAACACAGAGCAGCGCCAGCCUCAGGCCUGGACAGCAGAAGUCCAGGUUGCUGGAACAGAAAGGGGGAACCUACUGUGUGCUGUUACCGAAAAUAAAUGGGAUGACGACUGACAGGGAUAGAUCACAAAGGAGGUCAAAAACGGUGUCCAGGCACUGCGCUCAGUGCUUUACGUGGAGCGUCUCCAGAUCGUGCCGACAGCUUAUAAGUUGGAGGUCCCAUUUUUCUGAUGAGGAAACUAAGCUCUGUUUUCUCCGGACACUGCCCUUCUACCAGAGAGGAGCCUGAAGGAAAAAGACAGAGAACCUGUCAUAAAUUCUUAAGUUCUUAAAGCCAUGUCCAAGGAUUUGGUGACAUUUGGGGAUGUGGCUAUAGAUUUCUCUCAAGAGGAGUGGGAAUGGCUGAAUCUUGCUCAGAGGAAUUUGUACAGGAAGGUGAUGUUGGAGAACUACAGGAACCUGGUGUCACUGGCAGGAGUCUCAGUUUCUAAGCCAGAGGUGAUCUCACUGCUGGAACAAGGGAAAGAGCCCUGGAUGGUGAAGGAGGUGGGGACAGGAGGCACUUGCUCUGAUUGGGAGUAUGCAUUUAAAAACAGUGAACUUUCAUCAAAGCAAGUUAUUUAUGAAGAAUCAUCCAAAGUAGUGAGAAUGGGAAGAAGCCAUCUUGGUUAUAACCUUGAUUGCUCCAGUUUAAGAGAAGACUGUAAAACUGGGGACUGGUUUAAGAACAAGUUGGGAAGUAAGGAGGUCCAUCCUAGUCAACUGAUCAUCACUCAUAAAGAAAUCCGCACUGAAGAUCAAAGUAAUGAAUACACUAAAUCUUGGCAAACUUUCCACCAGGAUGCAAUAUUUGCUCUAAAACAGGGCUUUCCCACCAAAGAACGAGUACAUAAGCAUGAGCCACAGAAGAGAAGUUACCGAAAAAAAUCUGUGGAAAUGAAACGUAAGAAAGUCUAUGUAGGGAAGAAACUUUUGAAAUGUAAUGAGUGUGAGAAAGUCUUCAACCAGAGUUCAUCCCUUACUCUUCAUCAGAGAAUUCAUACUGGGGAGAAACCCUAUGCCUGUGUUGAAUGUGGGAAAACCUUCAGCCAGAGUGCAAAUCUGGCUCAACAUAAGAGAAUACACACUGGGGAGAAACCCUACGAAUGUAAGGAAUGUAGGAAGGCCUUCAGCCAGAAUGCACACCUUGCUCAACACCAGAGAGUUCACACUGGAGAGAAACCUUAUCAGUGUAACGAGUGUAAAAAAGCCUUCAGCCAGAUUGCCCAUCUGACCCAGCAUCAGAGGAUCCACACUGGAGAGAGACCGUUUGAAUGUAUUGAAUGUGGCAAGGCCUUUAGUAAUGGUUCAUUUCUUGCUCAGCACCAGCGAAUUCAUACCGGAGAGAAACCUUAUGUUUGUAGCGUGUGUGGGAAAGCCUUCAGCCACCGUGGUUACCUAAUCGUACACCAGAGAAUUCACACCGGAGAGAGACCUUAUGAAUGUAAGGAAUGCAGGAAAGCCUUCAGUCAGUACGCACACUUAGCUCAACACCAGAGAGUUCACACUGGAGAGAAACCUUAUGAGUGUAAGGUGUGUAGGAAAGCCUUCAGCCAGAUUGCAUACCUUGAUCAGCAUCAGAGGGUCCACACUGGAGAGAAGCCCUAUGAAUGUAUUGAAUGUGGGAAGGCCUUCAGCAAUAGUUCAUCGCUGGCACAACAUCAGCGAAGUCACACUGGAGAAAAACCUUACAUGUGUAAGGAAUGUAGGAAAACAUUCAGCCAGAAUGCAGGCCUUGCUCAGCAUCAGCGAAUUCACACAGGAGAGAAGCCUUAUGAAUGUAAUGUGUGUGGGAAAGCCUUCAGCUACAGUGGCUCUCUCACUCUGCAUCAGAGAAUUCACACUGGAGAGAGGCCCUAUGAAUGCAAGGACUGCAGGAAAUCUUUCAGGCAGCGUGCACACUUGGCUCAUCAUGAAAGAAUUCAUACUAUGGAGUCAUUCUUGAGUCUCUCCUCUCCCUCACCCUCCAUGUCCAGCCAGUUGCCAAGACCUGUAGGUUUUAUAUCCUAAAUAUGCCUUGAAUCUCGCUCCUUUAAUCAUUUUCAUUCCAUCAUCUUUGUCCAGUACACAAUAAUCUACUUGACAUGGACUAUGGAAAUAGCUUUCUAACUGGUUUCCCGUAUUUACCACUUACUCUGUCAGUUGUCCACACUGCAGACAAACUUGUAUUAAAAAUAGUUUGAUCACAUCACUCCUCUCAUUAAAACCUCUCAGUGGCAUCCCAUAGUUGUUAACGUUAAAGCACACGUUCCUCAAAAUAGCCUAAAAGACCUUCCUCCAAUACCCUGUUCCAGUCUACCUUACAAAGCCCCAUCUCAUUGCCAGUAUCCAUUUCAUUCUUUGGAGACUUGUCCAGAAUUAUAAACUCAUAUUCCAGC
Messenger RNA from Pteronotus mesoamericanus, 2491 nucleotides. RefSeq names its product zinc finger protein 583. The transcript has 5 exons. Gene Ontology annotation, molecular function: RNA polymerase II cis-regulatory region sequence-specific DNA binding; DNA-binding transcription factor activity, RNA polymerase II-specific. The record is from RefSeq and is a predicted model, not a curated record. Bases 411 to 2123 code for a protein of 570 amino acids. NCBI's taxonomy places the organism in Eukaryota, Metazoa, Chordata, Mammalia, Chiroptera, Mormoopidae. Gene Ontology annotation, cellular component: nucleus. Gene Ontology annotation, biological process: regulation of transcription by RNA polymerase II.